Messenger RNA from Blumeria graminis f. sp. triticale, 198 nucleotides. The record is from the annotation of a GenBank genome assembly. NCBI's taxonomy places the organism in Eukaryota, Fungi, Ascomycota, Leotiomycetes, Helotiales, Erysiphaceae.
AUGCAGGAAGGUCAGUAUACAGGCUGGGUUCUCAGUCGAGCCAGGGCUCAAAGAAUACUCCCAUGCACUCUGGGACUGCACCCUCAUACCGACAAUCAACAGCACCUCAUAGUAACAGUAGAUACCGGCAACUGGGCGGAACCAACAGGAAACCAUCGCACUCGGGUAUACCUCCAGCAUCAAGCUCAUUACACUUAA